Molecule: messenger RNA, 648 nt
Organism: Diabrotica balteata
Lineage: Eukaryota; Metazoa; Arthropoda; Insecta; Coleoptera; Chrysomelidae
Source: the annotation of a GenBank genome assembly
AUGAAAAGUCUGGUUUGUUUAUUAGGUUUCGUGGCAAUUGCUGUGGCCAACUUGCAAGAUGAUGUCGAACAAAUGAAUCAAGUAUUACAAACUUGCCAAAGGAAGUGGCAAAUCCCCCAGGAUAUUCUAACAUACGGAGUUUCAAAGGCAAAACCGGAGGACAAGAAUAGGAUAGGAUCAUUUGCCCUUUGCGUUUAUACGACUCUAGGAUUUAUGAACCGACAAGGAGAUUUAUUAGAUACAAAUAUUAGACAGUAUUAUAGGGAAUCAGAACAGGCUGGGGAAGUAAAUAUAGAUGACAUACUGGUGAAGUGUAGACCACCUAGAGGAACUCCCGAACAAAAAGCAUUUUUCCAUGAGGAAUGUAUGGAAAACCUUCAGUCGGGAAGUCAGGAUGAAUUAGUGGAACAGUAUUAUACCAAGUGUCAACAACAAUUGGGACUUUCUGACGAAUUUCUCAAAAACAGCCAAGAUAAAACAAAAUUGGGCAGAUUCUUCUUAUGCAUAUACAGUAGUUUAGGAGUAUUAACUUCAAGGGGAGAUCUCAUUGAAAAUGAAACAACACCAAAAUGUAGAGUGUCGCCAAAUCUGUCUCCUGCACUGAAAGCGUGGUAUUAUCAAGAAUGCUUCAAAAAUGCAAUGCAAUAA